UAUGGUUGUCGUUAAUGUGAAAGAUUAUGUAUUUUAAUGUAAUAAUCGAAGGUUUUCGAGGCGUACAAAUGUUGCUAGCUAGUUCCAUAGCAGUCAUUGCUAACGAUAUCGACGUUAGCUAGCUCAUACAUAGACAUUAUAUUGAAACCAGCUUGAUAUUUACAAAUUAUAUCGUUUAGUUUUGAAUUGCGCUAAACGCGUCCUUCAUUUGAUGUCUUUUACGUUAACUCGACGUCUCUUGGCCUCUAGCUCGUGUUAACUUGUUAGCUGCUAACUCAUGCUCAUUUAAACUAGCCUGCUGUGCGCUAAAUGCUUAUUGCUAGCGAUCAGUGAGCAACUUGUAGUUGAAUUUGCUUAAAUUGAGCAAAGAUGAUUUUAAGUCAUAAAUAACCAAUAGGUUGGUCUAGUUUCUGGUUGGUUGGCCUUUCAGUACGCCCAUAAAUGGUUGAAAUGCCUGUAAUCAACCGGAAUUGACCUUCCCGUGUAUUAUAACUAUAAUCAUGCACUAAAUUAUCUGGUUUUAAGUGAUCAGAUUGAAUCCUAGGGUUUUGUCUAGUAUCAUGCAUACACCGGCUCUUAUGUUCUCCAUUGGUCGCAAGUGUGCUGAAUAGAAGGAAACGUCUGCACUGGGGCAGGAAAAAACAGCCCUGCAGUAUUUGGGCAUGGUCGCUAUCCGAUUGACCUGACAACAGUUUCAUGAGUGGCUGUAUUUUUAAAAUGGGAAAAAUAUCUUGAACGUUUAGACGUGGCCGAAUUGGGCGCUUGCGUUGUGUGUUUUGUGUUUACUUAUGAUGGAAAGAGAUUCAUAUUUCCGAUCCCCACCCAUUGUGUAUAUGUAAAUGUGGCUUAUGUAAUGAUGAUUAUUUACUGUCAUAUGAUGAACUACUUAUUUUAUCAUUAUUAUUUGUAGAUCCUAUCAUGACCAUCUGCUAGGGCACAUGUAGUUUUAGAUGUUAUUUAAUUAAAAAUGUUUUGAAAUGACAUACUGAAAGGUGUGAUCCUGAAAGUAUGAUUUAAUGACCAAGUUUGUACUUGACUUUGGUGUACAUUAUGUGUUUUAAUUAAAUUUACCUGUCUUUUUAGUCAUAAAUCAGUGAAAUUACUCCAAUAUGAAGUUUUGGAUGUUAGUCCAAACUGCAUACUAACAGCUUUUUCAUAUACUAGAGCUUUAAAUCAGGAGUGAUCUGAAUGAGGUUUGUCACUCCAGCGUGGUUGAGACAUGGCAGAAGAUCCGCUGAAGACCGAUGCCUCAGCUGGGGAGGGGGAGACGGAGCCCAGCAUGCUGCUGCAGAAACUCAAGAGCAACAUUUCUAAAAAUGUGCAAGGCAAAGUGGACAAAAUUUUGGAAGAUGUGCAGCGUUUCUCUGACAAUGAUAAGCUCUACCUUUAUCUACAGCUACCCUCAGGUCCAAGUGCAGGAGAGAAGAGUGGUGAUUCAAACUCGGUCAACACGGCAGACCAGCUUCACACCUGCAACUGGAUUCGUAGCCACUUGGAAGAACAUCCUGACACCUGCCUGCCUAAACAAGAUGUUUACGAGACAUACCGAAAGCACUGUGACAACCUACAGCAUCGGCCUCUAAGUGCAGCAAACUUUGGCAAAAUCAUCCGCGACAUCUUCCCUAACAUUAAAGCACGAAGAUUGGGUGGAAGAGGACAAUCCAAAUACUGCUAUAGUGGAAUCCGUAGGAAAACCGUACUAAACAUGCCAUUACUGCCCAACCUUGACCUCAAGAAUGACCCGUCUGAACUGACAGAACUGGUGCAAACCUACAAGCAAGAAGUCACUGAAGCCGCUUGCGAGCUCAUAUGUGACUGGGCCCAGAAGAUCCUGAAGCGCUCUUUCGACACGGUGGUGGAGAUCGCACGCUUCCUCGUACAAGAGCACAUAGUUAACCCGCGCUGCAGUCAAGCCGAGCUUGUCACUUCAGCUGCUCUGGCAGGAGGACCUUCUAAACCUCAUAAAGUGAUCAAAAAGCUAUCCACAGCAUCUCGUAUAGGAGCAGAAGAAGAUGGUGGUGUGGAUAUUAAGCAGAAAGAGAAAGAUGGCAUGGAACAACCUCCAACUAACAAACAACAGGGCACUGAUAAACCAACCAACAAGGUGGAGUCUGCUCGUGUGGAGGCCUACAUGAAGAAACUGCCUCAGCUUCUUCCCAGAGGCCACUUACCCGAGAAAACGUCCCCACCAUGUCUCACAUCUGCCGACUCGGGUGGCGUUCAUGUCACUUUCCCCGUUACUUAUUCAACUAUACCGCCACAGCCAGGCAGCACAGUCCCGCUCGUGAUUGUUCCAUCGAACAUGGGUCUUGGUAGAGAGAAGACAUUGGUCACAGUCGCCACAUCCGCCGCUCCGACUUCUGUCGUCCAGAGAGCCCGACCGAGUGCUCCUAAGCGGGGCCCUGACCCCUCAACGUCAACCCCCGGGUCAGUCGGCGUUCCCGCUAAACGUAAACGAGGCCGACCCAGGAAGCAAAGACCAGAAGACAUUGUGCCACAAGUCCAGCCGACCCAACCGUUGAAUCCUAAUCCUGCUUUACUCACGAGGGGAGUAAUCCAAAAGGCCUUGCCCUCCGCAACCCCUUCACAGUUACUGGAAAUCGUGAUCCAGGACCAGCAUACGAGCUUAAUGCUUGGCCAACUUCCUGCCGUCCAGGAAGUGACAGACGCUGAACGGAGGGGUGUGGUGGUGCCAUGUCAGCCUGCCCCAGUCCCAGAGAAUCAGCAACCCAUCAUGCUCUUGCCUGGGCCUAACCAACCCAGUUACGAGUUGAGCCGAGGUGUGGUCAUCCAGCGAGCACCGCUGUCUAGAGAAGGAAGGGCCCCUACUCAAGAAACUGGUUUGUACCUCCCGCCACCAACACUGUUAGAGGACAGAGGAGAAGUGGAAAUAACUUUGACUCCCGUGGAGCCACAAGUUGAUUCAUUUGGCUCCUCAUGUGGAGAAACCCUGAAACCGGAUGCUCCAUAGUAGCAGCACACCAGCCAUCCACAGAGAUAUGCAUUUGAGAUUUGGUGAAUUGCAUACUCGCUUACAAACUAAGGUUCACCGUUUUGGCCGAGAUCGAUCUGCUUUUUGUAGGGUGUGUAAAAGGGUGUUGAGUACAUCCAUCAUUGUUGCAGUGGCAACAAACGCCUUUAAACCGCAACUACACUCUCAAUAUUACCAAACGCUAAUAUUAUUAGCGUAAAAAGUUUGUUGAUUUUAGGAGUAAAUUCGUUUUCAAAGUGUGUCGUUUCUGUGCCACCAAACAGAAACGUAAUGAUUGUUAUCAAGUGUCAAACACUCCCUGUAUCGCCCAUCGGUUGGACAAAGUCCUACUGGUGGUGCAGAAAAUCACACUUUACCUUUAAGAGAUUACAAAUUGUAUAUUCAAGUGGCCUAAACCUUACAUAACAAAAAGAUUUGAAAGUUUAACAUAUUACAGUAAAAUUGUAAAAUGACAUUGAAUCAAGUAGAUUCAUAAAUAACUGACUUUUAAUAGGAGUGCCAUCGAAAAAAGGAACUGCUUACCGUAUGUUGGUGCUGUUGUCCCCAGUGCCAAAAGAAAGCAGUCGGUCUUUUAUUGCUCUAACCGUCUUUGCAUGUUCGUGUUUGUAAACAUGAAUUGAGACAUUCGAGUGUUUUUCUAGUUGUUCAGAUGACAAAGAGUGAUAUUACGGGUUUGUAACUUCAGGGUUCUUAAAGCUUACGACCACCAGAAGUCCCUCCCUUACCCAAAGAUUGGGUACUAAUAUUUAUAGGUUCAGUUUUUACUAUGAUUUAUGUCAUAUAGAACAGAUAUAUGAAACUUGUAAAUGACUACGAGUAGUUGUGAAGGUAUAAAAGGAACGCAGUCUUAAAAAUAAAGGUGCUUAAAAGGUUCUUCACAGCGAUGCCAUAGAAGAACCAUUUUUGAAGGUUCUUCGGAUGGUAAAUUUAGCCAAAAAAAUAGUUUGUCUAUGGCACCGAAGCACUUUUAUUUUUUAAGAGUGCACUCUUUUUGUUAUGUGUAGAAAAACCUCAUAAGUCCCUUUAAAAUAUGCAAAUGAGGCCGUGAUUUUAGGAUUCUUCUCAAAAGCCCCCCGUGUCGAGGUCUGACCCGUCGACUCUUGCAGCAACAAAAAUGAGCACUUAACAGAUGUAAAUAGUUUAUCCGUAAGCCUAAAAGGAUAUCAGCAUAAGAGAAGCGUACCAGAAAGAUUUUAAAAGUCUUUUAUUUUCCAAAUGUUGCAGAUGUACAGCCAUCAUCACAUCACAAUAUUGCUACUAUAAAAAUAUUAUUAUUAUUAGUUAUUAGUAAAGUGUGCACUGGCACCCUAAAAGCAUGUGCAAAAUAAUUAGCAGUAAAAUAAAUUUAUGAAAUUUGAUUAUAUUAUCUUAAAUUCAAACUACUAAAUAUUUAUUUAUGCAAAUUUUACAGAGAUUGAACCUCAACGACCUGUUUUGAGUUGAUUUUUAAAGGAGAAUUCUCCCUUUUGUGUUUUUAAAGCUUUAAGCGUUAUAUUUGUAGUUUGUGUUUUAAACAAUUGUAGCAAAAAAGUCCACAUGCUUACUUAUGUUACUUCACUUUUUAUGUUCUUGCACUGCUUUGCCUUUGAAUUUAAAAAUGUGAGAAAUGCAUUCAUUUGUGAUUUCGUACUAAAUGAUUGAAUUCAUUUGAAGCCACUGAAAACUCUGUCGUUUACAUUCAAAGGGUUUAACCGGCUACAAAAGAUAAAAAACCUGAAUUCUCCUUUAAAGUAUUAUUAAGCAGAUUUCAGCUCAACAAAGGCUGUUGAUGGUUAAAAGAUGUUUAACAUGCACUUAACAAAGAAAGCCACUCUGAUUAUUUACAAAGAGAUUUAAAGUCAGAUGUUAAUAUUUAUUGAAAAAUGUAGUAAAAUAUGUGAGAUGGUAAAUGAGUAUGAUUGAUCAUUUUACUAUUGAGUAACGGUGCUUUAAAGAAGGCUAAACGGGUUUAAUGUCCGCUGGUUGAUGGUGCUGAUGGGUAGAUUAUAAGAUACUUUGAGUUCCUGUAAAUGAGAAGCCGAACUUGUGAAAUAAAUGUGCUGUAUAGGCCACACCUACAAUCCUAUAGAUUUUAUGUAUAAUACGUGUGGCUGUUUUUACAGUACAGUAUUUGGGAAAAAACAUUAAAUGAAUUGCCUCUCAUAAUGAACUUCUAUUAAGUUUCAUUCAUUUAUUUUACCUUUCAAUUUAUUUUUCCGCUUCAAUGUAGUUCACCUGCAAUGUUACAGAUUGACAAGUUCUGCAGUUGAGAUUUGCAUACUAAUGUAAGUGUCCAUAACCUUUAACAAUAAAAUAUCAGGCCGACAUUUGUAAGAUUUACAUUGACAAAACAUAAAAAUUAAUCGAUAAAUGAUAAUGAAUUGCAAAUGGAGUGAGUGCACCUGUAAAAAAAAGUUAGUUCAAAAUGUAAUUUUAAGUUAAUUCAACUUAGAAAUUGUAUUUUUUUUGAGUUAACUAAUAUUUUUAAGUUGAAUUAACUUAAAAUUUUAGGCAACCAGGUAACUUGCAUUUUUAAGUUGAACCAACAAAUCUUUUUUACAGUGUGUGAAUGAUCACAUUUGACAGAUUUGAAAACUUUGUACACUCCACGUUGUGUUUUAGGAUUAAAAGCAGUUUAAUAUAAUAUUUCCAUGAGAAUAACCAUCAGAACAGUUGAGCAAAUGGUCAUUUAUAUCCAUUCAUAGAUGUAAUAUUCAUAGCCUCUCAGUAGUCUAUCAACACUAGUUUUAGUUUUUUGCAAAUCUAACGUGACACCACAGAAAUGUAAAUCGUUCAGUACAACAUAGUGCCUCAUACGAACCACUGUGCUCUGUAAAUAUCCAUUAUCUUUGCGUUAUUUAUGAGGUCUAAAAAUUUUGUUCUAAAGCGCUGAGUGGAUUUUGUGUUUACUCUUUGGUUACCAUUGACCUAAAAAAAGAAACCAAAAUGACAUCCUGAUCUCAUGUGUUUAUAGUUAUUACCCAUCAGUGUUGGUAUUUCUUAUGUUUCAUUGUGACAAACUCUUAAGCAGCCAAUGGUAAACAUGUCUAGCACAUUACAGACUUGUGUAAAACUGUUAUUUAGCAUAAAUCCUGCUUUGAGUUCACAUACAUGAGCUUUAUACCAUCCCAGUGGAAAUAUAUGUUGUGAGUGUCAGUAAUAUGUCAUUAGUUGACCUGUCACUUUUACCACGACAUCCGGUACGUCUAACGCUAUAAUCGGAUCAUCAUCAUUUUUUUUUUGGUCAGUUCAUGCAUGGUUUGUGUUUUGAAAAUAUGUUACAUAGGUGAGAAAUACAAACGUCUAUUAUUAUUUGCCAUUUCUUUAAAAAAAAAAAAAUCCCUGGUGUUUGUUUUGCACUUUAAUUUUCUAAACAGAAAGCACACGGGGAGAAAAGAAUAAAUGCAGCACCUAACAUGUUAUUUGUUUAGUACUUCGAAACAUAAUGUCUUCUUUAUAAAAAGGUUUUUUUUUGUAUUGCAUAUGUUUUUCAUGUUAAAACUGUAAAAUUUGACAUCUUCCAUAUGAGAAAAAAAAACAAUCUCUUACUGUGAGCACAUUUUCAUAAAUCAGCACUAAUAAACGAUAUGUAUGAUGUUUGUUUA
This is a messenger RNA of Paramisgurnus dabryanus, 6576 nucleotides long. It is a transcript of the gene rfx5, whose product is annotated as regulatory factor X, 5. The record is from RefSeq and is a predicted model, not a curated record. Gene Ontology annotation, biological process: regulation of transcription by RNA polymerase II. Gene Ontology annotation, molecular function: RNA polymerase II cis-regulatory region sequence-specific DNA binding; DNA-binding transcription factor activity, RNA polymerase II-specific. Lineage: Eukaryota; Metazoa; Chordata; Actinopteri; Cypriniformes; Cobitidae.